Dovyalis caffra is the source of this 990-nucleotide messenger RNA. NCBI's taxonomy places the organism in Eukaryota, Viridiplantae, Streptophyta, Magnoliopsida, Malpighiales, Salicaceae. The record is from the annotation of a GenBank genome assembly.
AUGGGGCUAUUCGCUAUGACUUUAGCUGGUGGUGGGUUUAUUCUGAUUGGUGCAUGGGAGUCUCUCACAUCUUCAACCGCGAACGAAAACGAUAACCCAAUUUCAAUUCCAUCUUCACCGCCGACUCAAAUACCCAAAUCAGCGGCUGAAAGAAGCACGAACCGAUCAUCCUCUUCUGUAACUUACAUCACCGUCACCAUCUUCUCACUUCUCUUCAUCGUCAACUCUCUAAUCUCCCUCUUCAACGCUGUUGACUCACAAGAUCGAGUUGGCUCAGCCCUCCAACUACAGAUGCUAGCUGUUGCGGCGCUUUUCUUGUUAUACUCGGUUUUGGGUCUUAUAUCGAAUUUUUCAAGCUUUGUUCAUUUCCCUUCUUCAAUCCUUAAUUUGAUUGUUUUGUUCGCAUUUGUUGAAGAGUUUUUGUUGUUUUAUAUGCAAAGAAAGGACACAAGUGGAACUGGGAUCGAGAACAGGUACUUCGAUCUUAUGCUUGUGCCCAUUUUGAUUUGUGUGGUUUCUACGAUUCUUGAACUGAAAUCUCCGGAGAAAUCGAAUGAGUAUCCAAGAUUGGCACGUGGGAUUGGGUUGAUUUUGCAAGGGAUGUGGGUUGUGCAAAUGGGUCUUUCUUUUUACACCAAUUUGAUUGUUCAUGGUUGCUCUUUGCACGAAAAGAGUAGAGGGAAUUACAGUAUCAAAUGUAAAGGCCACCCUGAGUAUCAUAGAGCUAGAGGAAUCGCUACUCUUCAAUUUAAUUGCCAUCUUGCUCUGCUCGUGGUUUCCUUGAUGAGUGUCUACUCAAUUAUGGCUAAAAAUUAUGGGGUUCGUGUUGAUUCUAUGCGGUAUAAACCUCUUGGAGCUGAGAUGCAGCAAAUGGAGAAUCGUGGGCGCUUCACAUUGGAUUCCGAUGAUGAUGAGAUUAGAGAAGACGAUCAUGUUACUAUGAAGAAAGGGGUUAUGGGGGUCGUUAAUGGUUUUGGAUCUCAUGAAUGA